Molecule: messenger RNA, 6989 nt
Organism: Dama dama (fallow deer)
Lineage: Eukaryota; Metazoa; Chordata; Mammalia; Artiodactyla; Cervidae
Gene: UTP23
Product: UTP23 small subunit processome component
Exons: 3
Coding region: 97-843 (248 amino acids)
Cellular component (GO): small-subunit processome; nucleolus
Molecular function (GO): small ribosomal subunit rRNA binding
Source: RefSeq, a predicted model, not a curated record
GUUUGUUUCCGGGUAAGCAGACUUUGCCGGUCGUGGGAUAGUUUAUUGAUUCGAAGCUGCGUCCUGGUCGGGUGGCCUGGGCCCGGGAAGCCAGGCAUGAAGAUCACCAGGCAGAAACACGCCAAGAAGCAUCUUGGCUUCUUCCGCAAUAAUUUUGGAGUCCGCGAGCCAUACCAGAUACUGCUGGACGGCACUUUCUGUCAGGCGGCGCUACGGGGCCGCAUCCAGCUGCGAGAGCAGUUGCCCCGCUACCUCAUGGCGGAGACUCAGCUGUGCACCACCAGAUGUGUGUUAAAAGAGUUGGAAACAUUGGGAAAGGACUUAUAUGGGGCAAAGCUGAUUGCCCAAAAAUGCCAGGUUCGAAAUUGUCCCCAUUUCAAGAAUGCAGUGAGUGGAUCAGAAUGUCUGCUUUCCAUGGUGGAAGAUGGAAAUCCUCACCAUUAUUUCUUGGCAACACAGGAUCAGAAUUUGUCUAUGAAAGUAAAGAAGAAGCCUGGAAUUCCCCUCAUGUUUAUUAUUCAGAACACUAUAGUCUUGGACAAACCUUCUCCCAAAGCGAUUGCGUUUGUUAAAGCAGUCGAGUCCGGUCAGCUUGUCUCAGUGCAUGAGAAACAGAGUAUCAAGCAACUCAAAGAGGAGCAGGGUUUAGUCAGAGACCCAGAACAGAGAAGAAGAAGAAAGCGCAAGAAAGUAAGUGGCCCCAAUCCUCUUAGCUGUUUGAAGAAAAAGAAAAAAACACAGGAUACGAACUCAUCUGCCUCGGAAAAGAAAAGGAAAAGAAAAAGAAUCCGAAAUAGAUCUACCUCAAAAGUACUUUCUGAAAAGCAGAAUGCAGAAGGGUAAUAAGUCUAAAGACUUUCAAAUAUGAAAAUAAAUUUCUUUUAGAAACUGUGAAAGUACUUAUUUUUAUAAAUGAAUUUUGACCCACAAGCCUUUAUAAAAUUAUUUUUCAAAAACCAGUGGAUGUAUUUAGGUGUAAUCAUGUUCACUUUUCUUACAGAACGUAGGGGUUUUUUUUUUUUUAAUGUAAAACUGUUAAUCUCUUUCUGUCUUAGUGCUGUCCCCCACCCUCCAACAUUAUGUGGAGAUGGUUUAAAAAUACCUUCUAGUACCAAAAUGCUUGUGACUAAAAAAGAGGUAAUCAUUCUCAUCCUUUCAUGUUCACAGAGGAAACUUACUUUUGCAACUUAUACAGUGGUUGUAGAAUUUACCUUUAUGUUUCCAAAUAAUAUGAAUAUGUUGCUACCUUUUGAGCUGCUGAUUAUUUAUUAACUUUCUACUGGAAAGAGUGAAAAUUUUGCUUACUUAUUUUACUUCACCAUUUUUCUAGUAUAUUAAUAUUUCAGUAUUUUUACAUCUCAAAUUCAGUAUUUUCAUUAUGAAGGCUAUCAGCUUUAUUUACUACUGAACCAAGUAGCAUGCUGUGGUUGACUUUAUUUCUUAUAUUACUUUUUUUGUUAUUUCAGAAGUUAAUAAUGGGCUCAUUUUCUUCUAGCAUCUGACUUGAUCUUGCCAUAUUCAGUAAUUCUAAAAAGGAUCUCAUAAUUUUCCAUAUGAUUGUUAUUGUUCAGUUGCUAAGUCACAUCCGACUCUUUGCAACCCCAUGAGUGCAGUACACCAGGCUCUUCUGCCCUUCACUAUCUCCUGGAAUUUGCUCAACUUGGUGUCCAUUGAGUCCGUGAUGCUAUCUGAUCAUCUCACCCUCUGCCUCCCCCUUCUUUUGCCUUCAAUCUUUCCCAGCAUCAGGAUCUUUUCCAGUGAAUUGGCUCUUCUCAUCAGGUAGCCAAAAUAUUGGAGCUUCAACUUCAGCAUCAGUCCUUCCAAUGAAUAUUCAGAGUUGAUUUCCUUUAGGAUUGACUGGUUUGAUCUCCUUGCAGUCCAAGGGACUCUGAAGAGUCUUUUCCAGCACCAUGAUUAGAAAGUAUCAGUUCUUUGAUGCUCAGCCUUCUUUAUGGUCCAACUCUCAUGUGUAUAAACCAUACUGGAAAAACCAUAAUAUCAAGUAAUUUCUUUCUCCUGGUGAUACUUCUGGAGCCAGCUCUCUGACUUCCAAUGUGGAAACGUUUUCUGCCAGGUAUAUUGCUCAGCUAUCACCUAGGCAUUUCCUGUCCUUAUCCAGAGAAUCUAUUCUGUAGCCUAGAUUCUUCCUUCUACUCUUUCUUGGUUUCCUCUUCUGUGGUAGCGCAUAGAGUGUGUAGGAGGUACAUUUUUUGAGGCUCAACCAGUGUGUCUAAACUUAUAUUUAUUGUGCCAAUAAUCUAGCAAGAUAAAGAAUGCUCUAUUCUUAAUUGUUUAUAAGACCCUAGGGGGGAAAAAAAUCCCUUUACUCAUUUUGAGUUCCAUUUGUCCAGUGGAGAGGGUGCUUUUCUUUUGGGUAUACAUGUUAACUUCAAUGGCAAGAAUUCUUUUCCAUUCUUGGAAUAAUAUUCUCUCAGAUUGGCUUUAAAUAUUGUUUUUAAAAUGUCUAAAUAGUUCAAUUAGGAGUUGAAUAAUCUAACUUUUCUUUUUUAGGCCCCUCCCAAAUUGUUUCAAUCAUCAAUCAGGCCAAAAUUAAAAAUGUUUUUACACUGUAAGAUUGAAGUAUAAAGUUCUUAGAUUGAUCAGUAGUUCCUGACUUUGAGAGUCUGCGAUACCUUCAAAUAGUGGUUCUUAAUCUGUAUCCUUGUAAUAUCAUGAUCAUGUAUGAAAUACUUCGUGAAUAAGUUCUUAUUUAUAGCUGAAAUAAAUGACUUUUUAAAAAUAUGAGACAAUUCAAAUUUAUUCCUAUAGAAAUAGUCUCAGUUGAACUCAGAGAUGCUUUUUUGAUGGAAAGUGGAAUUUUAGCUUUACACCAGGAGCACCACAUAGGCUGUAUUACCUCUCAAGCCAGGUGAGUGUUUUCUGUUGUCAUUUCAUGAUUCUGUUUUAAAUUGUUUAUGUAGGAACAUUUUUUAAAAAGAAAAGCAAAAGUAGAAAAAAGUGAAUACAGUUCUAUAGUUUUGUGAGGAGAAAACAUUUGUCAGUAAUGACAAGAGUUGAGAUUACUAAAUGUAGGCAAAGUGAUAAAGCAAGUGAAAUGUACACUGAUGAUAUUCGUUUCAACACUCUCAAGUGCGUAAAUUUUAGGUAUUUUUCUUUUUAACAAGGUUUAUAUUUAUUCAGUGCUAUCUUAUUGCCUAUUAAUAGAACUGGUGAGCUGGGAAAGCAAGUCAUUUUUAUAAAAUUGUAAUUUUUAAAAUAUAAAAAGUACAAUGCAUUAUAAAACAUUUAAUAUCUUAAAACUUUGAUUAGUUAUAUGUAUCUUUUCUUGGCAAAAUUAGGAUCUCAUAUCUUUGUACUAGUUCUUCAAUGAAUAUUACCCACUGCCACCACUUGAAAAUUGCUAGUGCUACUUGCUUUAUUUCUCUGUACAAAUUAGAGAAAGAAGUGGUGGGCCAUAGGAGCACGCACAUAUAAUCCAUUUUGUGGUUUGGAAAAGAAAAUGUUAAGAACCUCUUUAAAGGAUGGCAGCUCGCAUUGUUGGGGAUAAAAUACACGUGCUUUUGCAUUCUCUGAAGUUUGCUAGACUUCAGAUUCUGUAUUCCCUAUAUUUUCAAAGCACUACAGCCAUUUCUAAAAGGAACCAGUCACAGCUACCUGGUGGCAGGUUGAUUACAUUGGAUCCUUUCCAUCAUGGACAGAAUAGAAAUUUAUCCUUAAUGGAAUAGAGCCUAUUCUGUAUAUGAAUCUUCUUUUCUUUCCCAUUAUGCUUAUGUCAGUAUCACUUAACAAAAUGCCUUAUUUGCCAAUGUGGUACUCUACCAACACUGCUUCUGAUCAAGGAAUUUGUGGUGUUAAAUGGUCUUGCUCUAACAUGUCGUUAUGUAAGUAAUGCUAUUUUGGAGACAACACCUUGAAAGGAUGGAUAUUCUCUUAGAAGAAUAUCUUACAAGACACAGUAUAACAUUUGAACCAGAAGUCAAUACAUGGUGUGUCACUUCCAUACCUAGAAUACAUGGGUCCAGAAAUUAAAGGAUGGAAGUCGGAGUACUUCCUCUUACUAUUAUGUUGUAUAACCCACUCAGAAUUUUUACUUGCCCUCACAACUUUGAGCUUUGCUGGCUUGGCGGGGGUGGUGGUGGGGAGUCUAGUUCCCAAAGGAGAAAUGUUUCUACCAAGGGAACAACAAUAAUUCCAUUAAUUUGGAAGAUGAGACUGCCACCGGGUCAUUUGGGGGCUUCUUUUUUUAAACAUUUACUUUUAUCUUGGCUGCACUGGGUUUUCCCUGUUGCACGCGGACUCCUUGCAGUGGCUUCUCUCGUUACUGAGUCAGGCACUGGAGCACACAGGCCCAGUGGUGUGGCGCACAUGGGCUUAGUUGCUUCACGGCAUGUGGGGUCUUCCCAGCUCAGGGACCGAACCUGUGUCUCCCUUAUUGGCAGGCAGAUUCUUUAACACUGAGCCAUCAGGGAAGCCCUCAGCUAACAUCUUGGCUGAUUUCAUGUGAGGCAGGACCACUCAGUUAAGUCACUCAUGAAUUCUUGACCCAUGGAAACUGUGAGGUAUAUGUUUGCUGUUGUAAGCAAGUAAAUUUUGCAAUAGUUUGUUAUGUAGCAAAAUAAUGAAUAUAAUAAUGGAAGUUUAAAAUACCAAAUAUGACCUUGUGACCAGUUACAAAAAUUGUGCCUCUAACAGCUAUGAAGCUUUUCUUUCUUGUUAUGUGUAUAUGUAUCUAUAGCUACAUGUGCUUGGUUGCUCAGUCGUGUCUGACUCUGUAGCCAGCCUGCCAGGCUCCUCUGUCCAUGGGGAUUCUCCAGGCAAGAAUACUGGAGUGGGUUGCUAUGCCUUCUUCCAGGGGAUCUUCCCAACCCAGGAUCGAACCCAGAUCUACAUUGCAGGCAGAUUCUUUACCAUCUGAACCACCAGGGAAGCCCGAUAACUAUAUGUGUAUAUGUAUAUAUAAUAUGCAUACACACAUACAUUAUAUAAAUGUUAUACACAUAUAAAUAUAUGCAUAUGUAUAAAUAUACAAUAUAUAUUAUGUAUAGAAGAAUCAUACAUUCACACAUAUAUUCUAUCUUCUCCUUGUCCCAAAUAUUUUUUACAUGUUUUUUUUUUUAUUAUAAAUGCUUUAUUCUUUAUGUUUUUUAAGUGUAUUUUUUACUGAAGUACAGGUGAUUUACAAUGUCGUAUUAAUUUCUCCUGUACAGCAGUGACUCAGUUAUAUAUACAUUCUUUUUUUUCUUUUCCAUUAAGGUUUAUCCCAGGAUAUUGAAUGUAGUUCCCUCUGCUAUACAUUAGGUCCUUGUUGCUUAUCCUUUCUAUAUGUAAUUCAGUUCAGUUCAGUUCAGUCACUCAGUCGUGUCCGACUCUUUGCGACCCCAUGAAUCACAGCACACCAGGCCUCCCAGUCCAUCACAAAAUCCCGGAGUUUACUCAAAUUCAUGUCCAUCGAGUCGGUGAUGCCAUCCAGCCAUCUCAUCCUCUGUCACCCCCUUCUCCUGCCCCCAAUCCCUCCCAGCAUCAGGGUCUUUUUCCAAUGAGUCAACUCUUCACAUGAGGUGGCCAAAGUAUUGGAGUUUCAGCUUCAGCAUCAGUCCUUCCAAUGAACACCCAGGACUGAUCUUCAGGAUGGAUUGGUUGGAUCUCCUUGCAGUCCAAGGGACUCUCAAGAGUCCUCAACUCCACAAUUCAAAAGCAUCAAUUCUUCGGUGCUCAGCUUUCUUCACAGUCCAACUCACAUCCAUACAUGACCACUGGAAAAACCAUAGCCUUGACUUGGGAUAGCUUCCAUCUAUUAACCCCAAACUCCAGUCCAUCUCUCUCCCACCCACUACAAGUUUUUCUUAUUUGAGAUUAACGUUACCGUUUAAUCUUUUGGUAACAGAAUUUCAGCUGGGACUGAGAUUGAAAUUAAGGGGUAAUUAGCAUAGCCUAUGUAGCUACAAUGACCAAUAGUAUUUUGCAUCUUCUGAUUUUGUGAAGUGUGAGAAUACCUUCUUUUGUAUGAAGGACAGUUGCAUCAUACAACUGGGAGUUGUUGAAUCAUUGUAUGAAAACUUAAAGUGUAAAGAAGGGUGCACAUGGAUGCUGAGUAGCCAAAGGUGUGUCAGUUCCAAGUCCACCUGUCUGUGCUCUACGUUGUGGCGCUGGAGCUGGAACUCUGCAAACCACAAUCCUCUGGUGACAGUUUUCUCCUAGAUUCUGCCAGUGAGGGGCACUAAGGCAGGACCUGGAAGGAGGAUGGAAGAAGAAAGGGUGUGCUUUUUCCUGUGAACUUACUAUAGACUCCUUGAGUGCCUGGGGUUCUUCACUCUAGCUGCUGCAGUUUCUUACCAGCAGUCCCUAAUCCAAUUAUAACACUUGUAGAACAGGUUUAUUGCCUGCACCCCUUAUCCCCCACCAGAAAGCCGGCACUAGCUGGCUGGAGCCCAUUCUUCUGGGGCCCAUCCUCUGAGCUGAGAGACAUUGGAGUUUGCCUUCUCAGAUAUUUCAGCGCCAGGGGCUCCUCCACGUUCUGUUUUAAUAAUUUUUAAAAUUUUUUUUGAAUUAUUUUUGGUUGUGCUGGGUCUUCGCUGCUUUUGCGAGGGCCUUCUCCAGUUGUGGCAAGCGGGGGCUACUCUUUGUUGAGGUGUGUGGGCUUCUCAUUGCGGUGGCUUCUCAUUGUGGAGCAUGGGCUCUAGGAGCACGAGCUUCGGGAGUUGGAGCACGCGUGCUCUAGAGUGCGAGAGCUUUAGUUGUGAUGGACAGGCUUAGUUGCUCUGAGGCAUGUGGAAUCUUCCCAGACGGGAUUUACUUGUAUCCCCAGUCUGCAUUGGCAGGUGGAUUCUUAUCCACUGGGCCACCAGGGAGGUCCUGUUUUAAUAAUUCUAACCUCUUUCCUCUACCCCCUUGCUUUAAGGGCAGAAGUUGCUUCCUGCAGUUGCUACCUCCAUAAUUUUUAGGGUUCUCUUUCUACCUGUUUAGUGUCAUGGUUAAAAACUUGAUACCUGAUUAAUAUGUGUUUGUAUUAAAUUAUCUUUUUCACAUGA